AGGCCAAAGUUGCUGGUGUGGCGGGGACGCGGGCUCCGGACAGCACCUGGGUGACACCACCCCUGUCUUGUGUCUCCACAGGCCCCAGAAUGUAGCGGAGGGCUCGCGGCGGCCACGUCCAGAAAAUGGAAAAAGAGCGAAGGACGGAAGGAAGGCGCAGAGGUGAAGACGCGGAGUGUGGAGCGGUGCAGCGGCCAGGGCGUCGCAGCGUCCCAGCCGCGGCCUGAGUGCCCAUGUGGAGCGGAGGGAGCCGACAGGAGGCGUCUAGAGGAGAAGCCAAAGAUGUUGACCAGAAAGAUUAAACUCUGGGACAUAAACGCCCACAUCACCUGCCGUCUGUGCAGCGGGUAUCUCAUCGACGCAACCACGGUGACCGAGUGUCUGCACACGUUCUGCCGGAGCUGCCUCGUCAAGUACCUGGAGGAGAACAACACCUGCCCCACCUGCAGGAUCGUCAUCCACCAGAGCCACCCGCUGCAGUACAUCGGCCAUGACCGGACCAUGCAGGACAUUGUUUACAAGCUGGUUCCAGGCCUGCAGGAGGCGGAGAUGAGAAAACAGAGGGAAUUCUACCACAAGUUGGGCCUGGAGGUGCCCGGAGACAUCAAGGGGGAGACCGGCCCCGCGAGGCAGCACUCGGACCCCCACCGGAACGGUGAAACCAAAGCAGAUGAGAGUUGCAACAAGGAGCCUGCGGAGGAGAAGCAGGAGGACGACAGCGACUACCACCGGAGCGACGAACAGGUGAGCAUCUGCCUGGAGUGCAACAGCAGCAAGCUGCGCGGCCUGAAGCGCAAGUGGAUCCGCUGCUCCGCCCAGGCCACCGUGCUGCACCUCAAGAAGUUCAUCGCCAAGAAGCUCAACCUCUCCUCCUUCAACGAGCUGGACAUUUUAUGCAACGAGGAAAUCCUGGGCAAGGACCACACACUCAAGUUCGUGGUCGUCACGAGGUGGAGAUUCAAGAAGGCGCCUCUCCUGCUGCACUACAGACCCAAGAUGGACCUGCUGUGACGCCCAGACUUGGCCCAGGUGCCGUGAGCACAGGGCGCAGGACCGUGGCGCCCGUGGACGGGGCCUCAGGCGUCCUGGGACCAGACUUCUGAAUAGAGAAUAUUUAUCACUUUUGUACGAGAGAAUUCACACUCAGCAAGCCACCACCAGCAGCACGGUGACCAGGUGGUGACACGGCACAGGCUCCCACGGCGGACCCCGCCUCUCUCCAGGUCUUCAAAUCUUGGUCGUUUCGAUUUAGUUUAUGAAUUAGGUUUCAUGAUAAGCCUCAGAAAUACUUGUACGUUUAUUGAAUCCUUACUAAGUUAUUGAAAAUAUGUCUUUUCAUGGUGAAUGACGAUUUUUACGUUGCCUUUAGCUUCCUGAAGACUUAGAAGAGCUAUAAAAGUUUCAUUUGAAAGCACACCAGAAGAGGCUGCCAUUCAUAUCGUGUGUUAACCCGGUGUUUGAGGCCCCUGUUGUGAAACCUGAUGGAGCCCAGCUCCCACCCCUGUGCUCGGGCUCCGAUGGCCUGGACACCUGGGACCUGGCGCUGGUUUGCAGAACAAUCUUGUUAAAAAUCACUUUUAUUAUGAAAUAGGGCACCGGGCCUUCGGUGCCACUGUUUGCUCUCCUCCUCCCUCUUCCCUGCAUUAGCUCUGCUGACGGGGGAGCUGGUGGCCUGCGGGGACUUCGUAGACACCAGGUCCCCCACAUCCAUCCCCCCUUUAAAGGGGGAUGGCACCCAGCCCUCCUUUCUGCCCAAUGCUGUGGGGGAGGUUCUCACCCAGCCUCACGGGUCGGCGUCUCGGGCGGAGCUGCUAGGGACCAGCACUCCAUUAAGUGGGCUUCACCUACACGAGACCUAAAACAGCCACCGCAACACUUGCGUUCUAACCCUUCUCCUCCCAAACGUUAAUCUGUGCAAUCAGAGAAGACACUUUCUGCCCGCACACAAAUGUGUUCCUUUAAAACAGGAUCUUGGAACCUGGGAAGGCGAGAUCGAGGAGAAAGACCCAUCCCGUGGCUGCAGUGUUGUCUUGGAGCGCGGGUCACCCUCGUUGUCCCCUGAG
Molecule: messenger RNA, 2063 nt
Organism: Molossus molossus (Pallas's mastiff bat)
Lineage: Eukaryota; Metazoa; Chordata; Mammalia; Chiroptera; Molossidae
Gene: PCGF3
Product: polycomb group ring finger 3
Exons: 10
Coding region: 283-1011 (242 amino acids)
Biological process (GO): regulation of transcription by RNA polymerase II
Cellular component (GO): PRC1 complex
Source: RefSeq, a predicted model, not a curated record